AAAAUCAGAGCAAAUGUGACCACGGCAUUACUUGGCCUAUUUUUAGGCAUGUGGUUGUAUAACUACCUUAACUGACAUAUUAGCGUUUAUAUGUUCAUAUAUUUAUUUACGCCUCUGUGCACAACAAUCGCGCAUAAAAACCUAUAUUGGCGAUCUGGCUUAGAGUUUAUUAAUGCAUUUUGGCAAUCCCACUACGAUGGAAGGCUUAACAUGGACACUCGCCGUCUGUACCCUGCUAGUUAUUGGGUCCUCUGCUGAAGAAUGCAAGGACAAGACGCCGAACACGUGCGCAAAAUCUGAUUAUAAGAACAAGUAUUGUUCUGGUGAAUAUGAAUGGGACUGGUUUAAGGAACAAUGCAAGAAGAGCUGCAACCUUUGCGGAACCAGCGAAUCCACACAGAACAGUACUGAUGAUGAAGAAUGUAAGGACGAAAAGCCGUUGAUGUGCAGUUUGUCUAAGGACAAGUUUUGCUCCGGUGAGAAAGAAUGGGACUGGUUUCAGAAGCAAUGCAAGAAAAGCUGCAACCUUUGCGGAACCGGCGAAUCCACACAGGAGACAACUGAUAAGGAGGGUAGCGAAUCCACACAGGGGGCAACUGAUAACGAAGGUAGCGAAUCCAUACAGGAGACAACUGAUAACGAAGGUAGCGAAUCCACACAGGGGGCAACUGAUGAGAAGGGUAGCGAAUCCACACAGGGGGCAACUGAUAAGGAGGGUAGCGAAUCCACACAGGAGACUACUGGUGAGGAAGCCGUCGCUACAGGCUGCGAAGACAUAAGAAGUAUUAGAUGUGAAAGCUUCAAGGAAAGGAACAACCUGAACUGCAACUUUAGAUACGAGAAGAAAUAUUGCAAGAAGACCUGCAAUUUAUGCAAUGAAAAAACUGGUUCAUCCCUAGAUCAGCUACAGACCAUUGCAGAAGAGAAACGCCAAGGAUCUGAAGGUUGCAAGGAUACAUUGCCUUCAUAUUGUGAAGAAGGCAAAAAAUACGAUUACAUGACAUGUGAAAGUUCUUUUGAUAAAAGAUCUUGCAAGAAGACAUGCAAUUUAUGCAAACCCGAGACUGGCUGCAGGGAUAUAAGUAACCUUUGCAAAUACUACACGGCUGAUGGCUCGCUAAAUUGUACUUUAUCCGGCCAUGGAGUAGAUUGCAGGAAAUCUUGCAAUUUAUGCGAUGACAACGGUGGGACUGCAGAGACUGGUUCACAGAUCAUUGCAGAUGCAGAAAAACGACAAGAAUCAGAAGACUGUAGGGACAUAAUGCCAGACUGUCUUAGACAAAAUAACGAAGACGGGCUGGACUGUGGCAAAUCCCACGUGCAAUUAAUUUGCAAGAAGUUCUGCAAACUUUGCCCAGGGGAUGCUGGUAUUGCUACAGCCUGCAGGGACAGGGAUUCUAAGUGUGGACUCUACAAGCAACGUGGAUUGCUGAAUUGCGCUAAUUCAAUGGAGAGAUACAAAUGCAUGAAUACCUGCAACGCAUGUGAUGUCAUCGGAGGAACUGAUUAACUGUGAAUAAUUGUAAACGCAUUGACCCGUAAAUGACUCAUCUGGAUGCGAAUGCUGCCCAACAUGUAUCAAAAGUGACGACACAUGAAAUGACAAUCCAAGCCUCUGUCCUGUUCUCGAAUGAAACAUCGUGGACUCAUAGACUUAGACGAUCAGUGGCUAUUAUAUAAUACUUCAAUUUAUUUCUGAAAUUUAACAAUGUCAAGUAUACGAAAUUGUUAGCAUUGUUUUUUUUUACUAUGUAUUCAAUUCAAUAACAUUUCUCUAAUAAAAAGCUUUUCAUCUUGCAAA
Molecule: messenger RNA, 1801 nt
Organism: Owenia fusiformis
Lineage: Eukaryota; Metazoa; Annelida; Polychaeta; Sabellida; Oweniidae
Source: the annotation of a GenBank genome assembly